Messenger RNA from Rana temporaria (common frog), 682 nucleotides. Its product is annotated as serum amyloid A-5 protein-like. Bases 130 to 513 code for a protein of 127 amino acids. Lineage: Eukaryota; Metazoa; Chordata; Amphibia; Anura; Ranidae. The record is from RefSeq and is a predicted model, not a curated record. The transcript is spliced from 4 exons. Gene Ontology annotation, cellular component: extracellular region.
UACAUUAGAGCCCUCCCCACCCACCCUGAGCUCCCAAAUAAAUACGAGGAAAGGAGGAGGAGGACAUAUCCCAAGACAGGAGCAGAGGACACAUCUCCAAUCUAGAUUGAAGAAUCUCACGGAAUCCUAAUGAAGGCUUCGAUCAUCUUAUUGCUGAUUGGUCUGGCUGUGGCUCAGGCGCAGUUUCAAUGGCUGAGCGACUCGGCAAACUUUGCUAAGGGCGCUGUCCAAGGGUCCAAAGACAUGUACAGGGCCUACAAUGAUAUGAGAGAGGCCAACUACAAAAAUUCAGACAAGUAUUUCCACGCUCGGGGGAACUACGACGCUGCGCAGCGAGGACCUGGUGGGUCGUGGGCUGCCAAGGUUAUAAGCGAUGGAAGAGAAGCCGUCCAGAUGCGAGGCAGCGGCAGAGGAGCGGAGGACAGCCGGCUGGACCAGCAAGCCAAUCACUGGGGGAGGAACGGAGGUGACCCCAAUCGCUACAGGCCUGCGGGGCUACUCAACAAAUACUAAGCCCCGCCUUCCGAUCAUCUGACAUCACAACUACGAGAACAACCCAUAACCAAUCAAUGGGAAGGAAACGCUGCUGAACCCACAAGACCGAGAAUGAUACAAAUAUUACCUAGAAUUCUAGAAACAUUUCAUAUCUGCAUAUAAAUAAUAAAUAUUUACAUGUCGCCAA